AUAUUGGAGAAGUUGUAAAAUCUUUAGGUUUAAAUUGUGCUCUUGAGCCACAUAAAACACACCCUCAAGACUGGGAAAAUCCUGGAAGGGUAAAAGUAGAAUUGUUUAACGAAAAAAAAUCACCAAUAAGAUAUGAAAUACCAACACGUAAAGUGUUAAUUAAAAAUGUGGCAAUAUUAUUAGCUAAAAUCCAACAAGAAAGUCCACAACAAUUUCCUCCACCACAUUCCCCAGCUGUAUUUGAUAGUAAUUCUAGUGAUUCUACUUCAAUGUCUAAUCCAAAUACAUCUACCUCUACCACAACUCCAGCAUCAUCAUCGUCAAGCGGAAUUGCAG
This is a messenger RNA of Entrophospora candida, 336 nucleotides long. The record is from the annotation of a GenBank genome assembly. NCBI's taxonomy places the organism in Eukaryota, Fungi, Glomeromycota, Glomeromycetes, Entrophosporales, Entrophosporaceae.